AUGGCACCCUCAGCCAAGAGCGGCUCCAAUGCUGCCGGCAGCAGCUCGGCAUCUCACAAUGCAGCCUCGAUCGGCAUCGGCCUCUCCUCGUCCUCAUCAGGCGCUCCCGGUGUUGGCAUUGGGCUUGGACCACUAGCCGGAGCGCCAGCCUCGGUCUAUCCAACAGACACCGUGCGCGACGUGGCCGAGUCGCUCGGCAUCAAUGGCAUGAAGGAGAGCGUUGCGGCUGCGCUCGCUGCCGACGUCGAGUAUCGCAUCCGCGAGAUCGUGCAGGAUGCAACCAAGUACAUGCGACACUCGAAACGAGACCAGCUGAAGACCGCUGACAUCGAUGCGGCGCUGCGUGCGCGCAACAUCGAACCCAUCUACGGAUUCCUUCCAUCGUCAUCAGGGCGGACGGGUGGUGGCAAUCCAUCCGGAUACACUGCAGGACCCACCUUCCGCCGAGUGCAGACAUCGUCCGGUGUGCCACUCCACUACAUCGAGGACGAAGAGAUCGACUUUGACAAGAUCCUCGAAGCAGGUCCCAAGAUUGGCAUUGGACGUGGAGUGGGCUGGGGGGCGCAUUGGCUUGCGAUCGAGGGCGUGCAGCCGGCGGUGCCGCAGAAUCCGUCGCCCAUCGCCAUUGCAGAGGCCAAGGGCUCGUCUGGUUUCAUGGGUCCGACGUCGACACAGCCAAGCGCUUCGGCACCGGCUGCCAAGGCCGUCACAGUGGCAGGAGGCGAUGGCCAGGCUGUCGCCAAGCCGCUCGUCAAGCACAUUCUUUCGCGCGAGCUGCAGCUCUACUACGAACGACUCACCAAAUCCAUCAUCAGUCCACCUCCCGAGGCGGAUGAAGAUCUCGAAGACGACGCCGACGAUUCGACAGCCGCAAAGGCAACAGCACAAGACCAGGACGUUGCUAUGGACGCGGCCGAGUCACCCAAGGACCAGAUCGUCACACCACCACGGCCCACCGUCGCUCUGGCCAAGCCGCUCAAGGCCUUUGCCCAGAAGGGAUCGGGCAACCAUGUGCGCGACGCGGCGCUGGCGAGUCUGCGCGGCGAUCCAGGCCUGCAUCAGCUGGUGCCAUAUCUGAUCCGUUUCGUCGGAAGCAAGGUCAUCGACAUCCUGCGGGCUCCUGCGGACGAAGCCGAGGGCGGAGCCGAUGCCGACGGCGCGCCGGCCGCCGUGCGCGAAACACGCCAGAUCAGCACAGCAGACAACCACAUGCUCAGCGUGCUGCUCAGCACCAUCCACGCGAUCCUGGUGAACCCGCACAUCUUCAUCGAGCCGUACCUGCACCAGAUGAUGCCGUCGAUCCUCUCGGUCCUGCUCACGUCUUCGUUGGCCGAGCCGGAGCUGCUGGCGCAGAUGCGCAAUGCAGAUGCGGACGUGCAGACACCGCUCGUCACAGCGGGGCCAUCGUCGUACUCGCUGCGUGCACAUGCGUCGGCUCUGCUCACGCACGUCGUCGACACGUUUGGCGCAUCGUAUCCGACGCUCAAGCCGCGGGUGGUGGCGACGCUGCUCAAGGCGCUCAUGACGGGCGUGGUGCCGGGCAGCAGCGACCAGGAUUCGGCUCGACGCGGCGGCGAGGCCGGAUCGUCGGCACGCGAACCUCGCGCGAGUCCAGGCACCAAACUCGGCGCUCUCAUGGCGCUGCGUCGGCUCGGCAAAGCGAGCUUCCGCAUCCUGCUUUCCGGAUCGGCGCAGCUCAACGCCAAGCUCGGAGAAGGCGCCGAACAGCCGGAAGCGACGUCGGCUGCGUGUCCGCUGCGGCUGUUGGGCGAGUGGAUGCAGUCGUGGGAGUCGGGCGCGCUGCAUGGUGGCGAGCCGAACCAACCGAGCGCCGUGCGUCGGAUGCAGAUGAAGCCGCUCAUCGACGAAGCUGCCGGUGCCCUGCAUGCGUUGCUGCCCCCCUUUGUUGCGCCUAACGCCGAGCUGACAGGCACGGCCGAGGAGAGGAACCAGACCCUCAGCACGACAUUCGGAGACUUUUGGAUGCAGCAUGUGCUGCGCGGCGAUGCGCGCGCCAGAGCGGCGCUCGAGACGGAGCUCGGCAUGCGCACCUCCAGCAGCAAAGGUAAUGGCAACGGCAACGCAGGUCGCGCGACGACCAACGGUGAAGAGGCUGCUUCGCAGAUGAAGCAGGAGCCGCUGUGA
This is a messenger RNA of Moesziomyces antarcticus, 2145 nucleotides long. Its product is annotated as TAF-domain-containing protein. The coding region runs from base 1 to 2145 and encodes 714 amino acids. Gene Ontology annotation, cellular component: SAGA complex; transcription factor TFIID complex; SLIK (SAGA-like) complex. Gene Ontology annotation, molecular function: protein heterodimerization activity; RNA polymerase II general transcription initiation factor activity; transcription coactivator activity. Lineage: Eukaryota; Fungi; Basidiomycota; Ustilaginomycetes; Ustilaginales; Ustilaginaceae. The record is from RefSeq and is a predicted model, not a curated record. The transcript has a single exon. Gene Ontology annotation, biological process: transcription initiation at RNA polymerase II promoter; RNA polymerase II preinitiation complex assembly.